Molecule: messenger RNA, 1207 nt
Organism: Sesamum indicum (sesame)
Lineage: Eukaryota; Viridiplantae; Streptophyta; Magnoliopsida; Lamiales; Pedaliaceae
Biological process (GO): regulation of DNA-templated transcription
Cellular component (GO): histone deacetylase complex
Molecular function (GO): protein binding; transcription coregulator activity
Source: RefSeq, a predicted model, not a curated record
CACAUACAGAGUCACUGUCAUCUCUCUCCUUCUCUCUCUCCCUCCCACCUGUGUUUUCUCUCUCUGAAAAAAACCCAAAUUUCCCCCCAAUUCCCAGCAUCCUUUAUCCAAGCGAUUCCUUUUCUGGAUUCAUCACGGCAUGAUCUUUCAAUCAGGACCAAUUUCGUGGCCUAACGCUCCAUGAUUCAGUUCAUUUUUGUGGGGUUUGCGAAUUAUUCGAAAUGCUACAAGUAGAGAGCAAUGGCGGGUUUUCUUCACACUCUUCGCAGUUACAGAGCUGCGGGGACAGCAGCGAAGAGGAGCUUUCAGUUCUUCCGCGCCAUACGAAAGUUGUGGUGACCGGAAACAACCGCACCAAGUCCGUGCUGGUGGGUCUGCAGGGCGUCGUCAAGAAAGCUGUUGGCCUCGGUGGAUGGCACUGGCUGGUCCUGACAAAUGGGAUUGAGGUAAAACUACAGAGGAAUGCUUUAAGCGUAAUCGAGGCUCCAACUGGGAACGAGGAAAAAGAUGACCUUGAUUUUGAAAAUCCACAGUGGAAUAGCUCAGAUAUGGCAUCCGAUGAUACCCAAAAGUCCCAUAGAUCAAGGCAUCGUAUGCACAGGUCAUUCGGGUCGUCUCACAAGACUCUAAGCCGGUCUCUCUCCUCCGACUCACAGUCCAAAGAUUCUGUUUCUACACCAAGAGGGUCCGUGAAGGUCGACCUUAGCAAACUUGAGAUGGCUGCUUUAUGGAGAUAUCUGCGGCACUUUAACCUUGUGGAUGCUAUUCACAACCCCUCCAGAGAGCAAAUGAUUGACGUCGUCCAAAGGCAUUUCAUGUCACAGCAAUUGGAUGAGCUGCAAGUGAUCACUGGUUUUGUGAAGGCUGCCAAGAGGCUGAAGACAGUUUGCAAAUGACAGUGGAACGAUUGCGUCUGCUCUGCUCUGCUCUGCUCGUUGCUUAUGGUUACUGACUCGUUUAACAAAUUGUAUGCCGAGACAUCUGAAUGUAAAUGUAUCCGUGGUGAUUAUGCCGCUAGUUGCGUAGACGUAGGUGUAGUUAAUGUAGAUAUGUGGAAACUGGUGAACUGACGAAAUCGACUCCUAAGCUGACAUCUCGGCAACAGCUUUGGUUGAAUGUAAUUCUCUUUUGAAAUGUGUAUGACUGAUGCUUAAAUGAUCAUUUAACCAACCUGAAAUUGUUCGAUAUAUGUAUAUUUAUUUAGAUA